GAAUGAAGUGAACCCGGGAAAGAGUAAAUAAAUUCUAUUUUCAACCUCAAAUAGCUACGAGAUCCCCUGCUAUUGGGUCUUGAUAUACCACAGAGCCUCCUCGAAUCUCCUUGGUUUGGAUAUUACCAUCACGCGCCAGAAUCAGAUAUCAUCUCUCUAUCCUGUGAUCGUCGACGCCGAACGCGAUAUCUCUUAAAAACUUAGCUUCAACACCUUUCCCCUCUCGGCACAUCUUGGUUACCCCUCGACAACAACGCAAUGGCUGCUCUUGGUGAGGAUUUGCUCGGGAUAGUGAACAAGCUUCAAGAUCUUGUCUUUAACACUAUUGGCAAUGACAGCUUAGAUCUGCCUCAGAUUGUAGUCGUUGGAUCCCAAUCGUCUGGAAAAUCAUCCGUACUCGAGAACAUCGUCGGUCGAGAUUUCCUUCCCCGUGGUAGUGGGAUUGUUACUCGUAGACCCCUCAUUCUGCAACUUAUCAAUGUACCAUCAGAGGAAGAAGAUGCACCAGAGGCGCACACAGCCGCGAGUGUAGCUACACAACCAGAAUGGGCCGAGUUUCAUCAUAUCCCAAACAGGAGGUUUACAGAAUUUCAGGAUGUGAAGAGGGAAAUCGAGAACGAAACGGCGAGAAUAGCUGGAAACAACAAGGGGAUUAACAGAUCCCCCAUCAACCUUAAGAUUUACUCGCCCCACGUUCUUAGCUUGACUUUGGUCGAUCUGCCAGGUUUAACCAAGGUUCCUAUCGGAGAUCAACCCACAGAUAUCGAAAAGCAGACCCGAAAUCUGAUAUCGGAAUACAUCGCGAAACCAAACAGUAUCAUUUUGGCUGUAUCUCCAGCAAAUGUUGAUAUCGUCAAUUCAGAGGCUCUAAAACUUGCCAGGCAUGUCGACCCUCUUGGCCGAAGAACUAUUGGAGUUCUCACAAAAAUAGACCUUAUGGACCAUGGUACAAAUGCUAUGGAUAUCCUGUCAGGCAGAGUCUACCCCCUUAAGCUGGGAUUUAUCGGUGUCGUCAACAGAUCACAGCAAGAUAUUCAAGGGAACAAGACCCUUUCCGAGGCCUUGAAGUCAGAAGCGGACUUCUUCAAACACCACCCUGCAUACAGAAAUAUGGCAACCCGAUGCGGAACCCAAUUCCUGGCAAAAAGUCUCAACACUACUUUGAUGGCGCAUAUUCGAGAGAGAUUACCUGAUAUCAAGGCUCGUUUGAACACCCUCAUGGGACAAACACAACAAGAGCUUGCUAGUUAUGGAGAUAUGCAUUUCAGUGGCAAGGAACAUAAAGGUGCAUUGAUUUUGCAAUUGAUGACUAGAUUUGCAUCUUCAUUCAUCGCAUCCAUUGAUGGUACCUCAACGGAGAUCUCGACCAAGGAGUUAUGCGGAGGAGCCAGAAUAUACUAUAUCUUCAAUUCAGUAUUUGGUAAUUCAUUAGAAACUAUAGACCCAACGACAAAUCUUUCCGCUUUAGAUAUCCGAACAGCAAUCCGAAAUUCGACUGGUCCACGACCUAGCUUAUUUGUACCCGAGCUCGCAUUCGAUCUUUUAGUCAAGCCACAAAUCAAGUUAUUGGAGGUUCCCAGUCAAAGAUGCGUGGAACUAGUUUAUGAAGAGCUGAUUAAGAUAUGUCACACUUGCGGCUCAACUGAACUCACUAGAUUUCCCAGGCUCCAGACCAAGCUUAUCGAGGUGGUCUCUGACCUGCUGCGCGAACGUCUUGGCCCAGCUUCUCAAUAUGUGGAGUCUCUUAUCUCCAUUCAAAGGGCAUAUAUCAACACAAACCAUCCCAAUUUCCUGGGCGCAGCUGCAGCAAUGAGUAACGUUGUUUCUAAUAAACAAGAAAAGGAGAGGAGAAGGUUGAUUCAGGAAGAAAAGGAGAGAAAGGAGCAUAGACGCCGAAAGGAGCUUGAAGCUGCAAAUGGAGGGGAAACUCCAGAAGAAGAAGCGGAUGCUGUUCCAGAGAAGCUCGAAAACUUACCCCACCGAAAACACCUCCAAAAAACAUCUCGAAGCAUGUCACCUGCAAUCCGGGAAAACGGUACAAGCGCCAUGGUAUCAUCAAUGAAUGGACUUCGUGGAGGAUCACCACCAAGGUUCAACGGCCAAGCAGCCGGUGGUGCUCGUGAUUCGUUCUUGAAUUACUUCUUUGGCAAAGACGGUGGUUUACCAGGUGGAGCAGGCGUCCCACAAGCAUCUUCGUCAGCGCAAAUGAUGGGAAAUCCAAACCUCGGCAGACACGUGAGCCAAAGCGCAGAACCAAGUAUUACACAAAGUAUCAGGCGGCAGGAAGAACGUCCUGUUCAAAGAACACCAGCCCAACAAGCUCGUGAGGAUGAUUACGAACUUGGCCGUGCACAGAGAGAUUACAAUUAUGAUUCUCCCUUCGGAAAUAACGCCGAGCCAGCACUCACAGACCGUGAAGCUAUGGAAACCGAACUCAUCCGUGCCCUUAUAUCAUCUUACUUCAACAUUGUCCGUGAAUCAAUAGCAGACCAAGUCCCCAAAGCUGUUAUGCAUUUACUUGUCAACCACUCCAAAGACGUGGUCCAAAACCGUCUGGUUAGCGAAUUGUAUCGUGAAGACUUAUUUGGUGAGCUACUCUACGAAGAUGAUGCAGUGAAGAAGGAGAGAGAGAAGUGCGAGAAGUUGUUGAGGACGUACAAGGAAGCUGCCAAGAUUGUAGGAGAAGUGGGCAUUUAAGAGGUUGGGGUUCAGAGCGCAUGAUAAAAAUAUAGAUGGAUGUGACGAUGAUACGCAAUGCAAUUUCAUGACCCUUUCAUGAUGGUUUGGUGGGCACAAAGGAUUGGUGAUAGGUGAUGAAGGAUAGGCUUGGUGAUGGAUAUGAGAAGAAAAGAAACCCCGGCGAGAUCAGUACUUGUAGAUUACACACACAGCUCUUACUCUGCAUUGUCCACACUACUUAUGGAAUAUGGAACGUGGAACGAAAAACGAACUGUAAUCUUUUCCUACUCCAGAAGCAUUAUUCCUGACUUCUUGAUACUUGUGUCGUUACACUCACUGUACUUUAUGCAAGCCAUUGUAUUCCGGUUCUUUUCUCUUUUACUUUCUCUCGUUUCUUGGGAUUCUUAUAUUAGAUGAUUAUUUAUAACAAUGAAUCCAAUGGCGAUGAUUGUCGA
Messenger RNA from Botrytis cinerea B05.10, 3134 nucleotides. RefSeq names its product Bcdnm1 (gene Bcdnm1). The record is from RefSeq and is a predicted model, not a curated record. The coding region runs from base 259 to 2697 and encodes 812 amino acids. Gene Ontology annotation, cellular component: microtubule; membrane; peroxisome. The transcript is spliced from 4 exons. Gene Ontology annotation, biological process: mitochondrial fission; peroxisome fission. NCBI's taxonomy places the organism in Eukaryota, Fungi, Ascomycota, Leotiomycetes, Helotiales, Sclerotiniaceae. Gene Ontology annotation, molecular function: GTP binding; GTPase activity; microtubule binding.